This is a messenger RNA of Colletotrichum costaricense, 564 nucleotides long. RefSeq lists its product as uncharacterized. The record is from RefSeq and is a predicted model, not a curated record. Lineage: Eukaryota; Fungi; Ascomycota; Sordariomycetes; Glomerellales; Glomerellaceae. The annotation marks the transcript as partial. The transcript has a single exon.
GAUACCUCAGCCCUUUUCUCUUCAGUCCACCACACCAAAGUCGACUGUCUGAGCUGCUGCAGACGUGCCCCUGGCGCCACCGGCUUCUUCCCUGUAUCCGCCAUCCGAUUCCCUGGAGUCCUGGACUGCAGCUGGCUCUCCCUUACCUCACCUUAUUUUCCCACGGCUCGACCCAAUUGCUCGCUGCAGGUGUAUCUGUACAGCUGCACUCGUCGACAGAGUGAGAGAGAAUGCGAGCGAGGAAAAGGACGAGGACGAGGUGCCUUGCUGCAUGACGGGUACACAUGUCACCCCAGAACCGAGGAUAGCUCUGCCAAAAGGCGAUUGCUUUUCAGAGAGAAGGCGUUCGACUCUUCAUGUUUCGAUCAACCAGGAGUCCCAGGACAUCUGCAGUUCCAAUGGAGACACGCGGGCUGCACAGGGGAAUCACCGUUGCGUCGUUCAAAGGUUCUAUUCUCGGGCCUCUCUCCUCUGCUAAGCGCAGGUAGGUUUCUGAUGCGAGGAAUGCACCUUAGUACCUUCUUUUCUCCCCCUCCCUCAUGGCGAGGCCAGCGGCAAAGUUAG